UUUGCCUGCAUCUGCAUGGUCGCCGGCGGCAUCCAGUACGCCUGGGCGCUGCAGCUCUCCCUCCUCUCCCCCUACUCUCAGAGUCUUGGGAUCCCACACCAGCGCGUUUCCCUCGCUUGGAUCUGCGGACCUAUCGCUGGGUUUGUUGUGCCACCCAUCGUGGGUUACUACAGCGACCGGUGCACAGCGAUGAUGGGCCGGAGAAGACCCUUCAUCGUCGCGGGAUGUCUCGUCAUCUGCCUCUCCAUGAUGCUCAUCGGCUUCUCGGCGGACAUUGGGCGGCUACUCGGGGACACCAAGGAGCAUUGCACCACCAGCACGGGCCCUCGCUGGGCCGCCAUAGCUGUGUAUAUUGUCGGGUUCUGGUUCCUCAAUUUCGCCAACAAUGCCGCCCAAGGUCCGGCUCGUGCGCUGAUGGCUGAUCUCUCUGCGGGAAACUAUAUGCCCAGCGUCGGGCAGGCCAUCUUCUGCGGGUGGAUGGCCAUCGGCAACAUCCUGGGCUGUAUGGCUGGUGCCGACGGUGAAUGGCACGUGUGGCUCCCUUGGCUCAAAACUACGGCGUGCUGCGAAGCCUGCGCAAAUCUCAAGGGCGCCUUCCUCACCGCUGUGAUCGUCAUUAUCAUCAGUACGUCCAUCACCAUGUAUAUUGCUGAAGAGAAGCAGCUCGACAAUGCCGACGUGGAGGCCCCCUUUGGCCGACGUGGAUGCAUAUGCGGCUUUGGCGACUUCUUCAAGAGCUUGAAGAACCUUCCCCCAUCUAUGUUCAAAGUGCUCGCCGUCACGGCUGUAACCUGGCUGGCGUGGUUCCCCUUCAUCCAGUAUGGCACUGACUGGAUGGGCAGGGAGAUCUACCACGGCGAGCUGCAGGGGCCCAAGGUGGCCGUCUACUAUGCCGGCGUCCGCGAGGGCGCCGUUGGCCUGCUGCUCUCUUCUAUAUGCCUCUUGGCCGCCGCCUUCAACACCCCCCACCUUUGCGGUAGGCUCACGUCAAGGGUCGUGUGGUCCUUAAGCAACUUCAUCCUAUUUGGCAUCAUGACGGCCAUGGUGAUCCUUGGCUUGGUCUCUACCAAGGGGUACAACGCGUCUUUUACGGCUGGCCUCACCGGCCCUGACCCCAAGCUCAGGGUCAUCGCGCUCUCCCUCUUCGCGCUCAUCGGAAUCCCACAGGCCGUGUUGUUCAGUGUACCGUGGGCUGUUGCUUCUAAGCUUGCCGACGACAGUGGCCAAGGCCUCGCCAUUGGUGUCCUCAACAUUGGUGUCCUCUGUUUUACGAUUUCUCUUCGUGAAAAUUGUUUUGCGCUACCGCAUGUCAGUGGGUUAAAGGAACUAUUUUCUGUUACAAGAAAACAAGACAUUGAUUCAUUUGAUCCCAACGAGAAGAAAAAGAAGUUCCUGGACGUGCAUGUAUUGAAGGGGGGUAAUUGCAUGCGAGAGGUCGGCGGUGACUGGCGUGAGGACUUGCUCGCCGCCGUGAGCGAAGCGCGGCCAUGUGAGCUGCUUGUGCUUAUGCACGCUGUACCAGCGGCUCGACCUCCCUCGAUGCCCUCCAUGACCCACAUAUCCUCCUUGUUCAUCGCCUGCGAGACGUGGCUAAUGGCGAUGCAGAGCCUCCAUUUGGCGACGCCAGAUAUGAUGGAGGGUAUUAGGCGACAGCACGGACGGCAGUGA
Messenger RNA from Triticum aestivum (bread wheat), 1668 nucleotides. RefSeq names its product sucrose transport protein SUT5-like. The record is from RefSeq and is a predicted model, not a curated record. The transcript is spliced from 8 exons. NCBI's taxonomy places the organism in Eukaryota, Viridiplantae, Streptophyta, Magnoliopsida, Poales, Poaceae. The coding region runs from base 16 to 1668 and encodes 550 amino acids. Gene Ontology annotation, cellular component: membrane. Gene Ontology annotation, molecular function: sucrose:proton symporter activity.